This is a messenger RNA of Venustampulla echinocandica, 981 nucleotides long. RefSeq lists its product as uncharacterized. The transcript has a single exon. The record is from RefSeq and is a predicted model, not a curated record. Lineage: Eukaryota; Fungi; Ascomycota; Leotiomycetes; Helotiales; Pleuroascaceae. Bases 1 to 981 code for a protein of 326 amino acids.
AUGCCAACAAUCCUCAUCACCGGCGCAGCCGGCAUGAUCGGCCCUCUCCUCGCUGAACGACUCCUCUCCUCACCCGAAUAUCAAGUCAUCCUAACAGAUAUAAUCUCUCCACCCAUUCCCCCAAAAGCCAAAUACCCACAAAAUGCCACAACCAUCCAGGCAGAUCUCACCGACCCCGGAUCCCUCAGUUCCCUCAUCUCAUCAUGCCUACCCCUGGAUGCAGUAUGCAUUUUCCACGGAAUAAUGUCAGCCGGCUCAGAAGCCAACUUCGAACUCGGCAUGAAAGUAAACCUACACUCCACAUUGGCGCUCCUAGAAGCGUUACGAGAAGCAACCUCCAAACCCGAGGAAAAGCCCCUAAGGGUGCUAUAUGCCAGCUCGCAAGCCGUAUACGGCCAGCCCCUCCCGACCAUCAUCGAUGAAAACACGCUGCCUACACCAGAAGGCAGCUAUGGCACGCAGAAACUCAUCUGCGAAAGCCUGAUUAACGAUUACACGCGCAAAGGUUAUCUCGACGGGUACUCGCUCCGGUUCCCAACCAUCGUGGUAAGAGGAGGGAAACCUAGUACUGCUGCGAGUUCCUUUUUGAGCGGAAUGGUAAGAGAGCCUUUGAACGGCCAAGAAUGCGUUAUUCCGCUCAAGGAUAGAACGUUUAGGUCUUGGUUGUGUAGUUGUCGUGUCCUGGCGGAGAAUUUGGUGCAUGCGUUAAAUCUACCUACGGAUGCGAGGCCGAGCCAUACGAGGACUAUUAAUAUGCCUGGCUUUGGGGUUAGUGUGCAGGAUAUGAUGGAUGCGUUUGCGAAGGUUGCUGGGGAGGAUAAGUUGAGGUUCUUGAGGGAGGAGACUGAUGAGGGGAUGGAGAGGAUAUUGAGGAGUUGGGGGACGGAGUUUGAUAAUAAGCUUGCUUAUGAUUUGGGGUUUAGGAGGGAUGAUGGGUUUGAGAGUGCGGUAAGGGAUUAUAUUGAGGGGUUGGAGGGUUGA